AUGCCUACACAACAACCAUCUAUUGCUUCUCUUCCCAAAUACUUGAAAGAAGAUGAAGUGACCCAAGAAUGCAGAAACUUCAUAUCCUCCUUACCUACAGAGAAAGGCUGGGUUACAAAUAACCUGCAUCAGUACCAAGGUUGUUGGAUCAUAACUAGGUACAUGCAAGGUGUUCUAUCAUUCCAAAAACACUUCCAAGCUCAUGACACUGAUAUCAUCCUUGUUACCACUCCCAAAGCCGGCACCACUUGGUUGGAAGCCCUUCUGUUUUCCUUGGUGAACCGUGUGCACUAUCCCAACCCUCAAAAACACCACCCUCUCUUCACGAAUAAUCCUCAUGUUCUUGUACCCUUCUUGGAUAUCAAUCUCUACACCGAAAACCAAGUCCCAGACCUCACUUCCUUUGCCUCUCCAAGGCUCUUUUCAACUCAUUUACCUUAUGUGUCAUUACCCACUCAAUGA
Molecule: messenger RNA, 462 nt
Organism: Quercus lobata
Lineage: Eukaryota; Viridiplantae; Streptophyta; Magnoliopsida; Fagales; Fagaceae
Product: cytosolic sulfotransferase 11-like
Exons: 1
Coding region: 1-462 (153 amino acids)
Molecular function (GO): sulfotransferase activity
Source: RefSeq, a predicted model, not a curated record